GGUCCGUCUCGCCAGCCGUCAGUUCAUAUUCGCAUUCAGUAUCAACUAUCAACGAGUAGAAUUUUAGUGCAGCGCUAAAGAAGAUUUUCUUUUCAAGUUAAAAUCAUAAUUCAAUCAACUUAUGAUUAUUUUAUUGUACGAGCUAGAACUCUAGGCGAUAUAAUAACGCAUUAACUCAUCAAAGGCAACAAUUGCUUUCUAUACCAGUGUGUAUAAAGGCACAUAGACGGUUGCAAAUCAGAUCAGAUCGAGAAGUCGUUUGAAGAAAUUGUCAACCUCAAAAUUCAAUCAAAAACAUAAAACCGAAGAGACACGGAGAGUGAACAGAAGUCCUUAAACUCGCCAUUACAUUAAUUUGAAAACCGGGAAUAGCUGUUUUGCUGUGAAUUUUAACAAGCAAGAAGACAAAAUCAAGAUGAUGAAAUUAUUUGCCGCAGUUUUGAUAUUGGCCGCUGUGGUCAACGCGCAAAUGACAUGCCGCUUGGAGCAACCACGUAUGCCAGUUGAAUGGGUGGGUCUCAAUGACAAAAACGGCCAGUGUUUGGAGGAGAUGCGAAAGCAAAUCCAGAUGGAAAUCAAUGCUUCCAACAUCUAUUUGGCCAUGGCUGCACACUUCUCACGCGACGUCAUCAAUCGCCCCGGUUUUGCUGAGCACUUCUUCAAGUCGGCGCGCGAGGAACGCGAGCAUGGUUCAAAACUCAUUGAGUAUCUGUCCAUGCGCGGCCAGUUGACGGAUGCUGUCACCGACUUGAUUCAUCUUAUUGAUGUUGACGUUAGAGUCGAUAGUGGUGCUGAUGCUCUCCGCCAGGCGCUUGAAUUAGAAACCAAAGUCACCAAGAGCAUUCGCAAUGUCAUUAAAACUUGCGAGAAGUCACCAAACUGGUACCACUUGGUCGACUGGCUAACUGGUGAAUUCUUGGAUGAACAAAUCACCGGACAACGUGACUUGGCCGGCAAGUUGAGCACUCUUACAAAGAUGAUGGCAAGCCAAGGCCCUUUGGGCGAAUUCUUAUUCGACAAGCAAUUGUAAAUUGCUUCCACAAUUCAAUUCACCUACCAGUCAAGUGAUCAUUUAUUCAAUUCAUUGUACCUAUAUUUGAAAUAAAAAGACCAGAACAACAACAACACGGUAAAUUACCCACUUCCGAGGCAAAUUAUUCAUGUGAAGACUAUACAAAAUAUUCUAUUUUGUGAUGGCGUACAAGCGGAGGUGACCAGAAGAAGCACAUGAAAAAGAAAGAAAGAAAAGCUUGAAAGCUGGACUUGUCGCUAUAUCUAUAAACUACUGUAGCAACUGAAAAAGUAAUGAAAUUAUUUGUGUAUGAAUUGAAAUUAGUAUUCAUUUAGCAUUUUUGUGUUCUUUAUAAUAGUCUUAAAUACUGUAUUAAAAAUUGGAAAUUAACUUUAACUAUAA
Messenger RNA from Anastrepha ludens (Mexican fruit fly), 1414 nucleotides. RefSeq names its product ferritin subunit (gene Fer1HCH). The record is from RefSeq and is a predicted model, not a curated record. Gene Ontology annotation, cellular component: cytoplasm. The transcript is spliced from 4 exons. Gene Ontology annotation, biological process: iron ion transport; intracellular iron ion homeostasis. Gene Ontology annotation, molecular function: ferric iron binding; ferrous iron binding. NCBI's taxonomy places the organism in Eukaryota, Metazoa, Arthropoda, Insecta, Diptera, Tephritidae. The coding region runs from base 416 to 1030 and encodes 204 amino acids.